This is a messenger RNA of Colletotrichum costaricense, 222 nucleotides long. RefSeq lists its product as uncharacterized. The record is from RefSeq and is a predicted model, not a curated record. The transcript is spliced from 2 exons. Lineage: Eukaryota; Fungi; Ascomycota; Sordariomycetes; Glomerellales; Glomerellaceae. Bases 1 to 222 code for a protein of 73 amino acids.
AUGAAGUCUCAAGACAUUGAACAGAGACGGGAAGCUGCCCAUUCUAGUUUCCGGCCCGGCCCCGGCCCCGGCCCCACCGGCCCUGGCAAACUAUCCGGCACUUCCUCCGACAUGUGGCUGAUGGAAGCAAGAGGACAUUGGAGCCGAGCCAACCACGGAGCAGCCCACACAGUCCCAGAGUUCAUCGAAUCAUCGUCCUGCAAACCCGCUCGCUGGAAGUAG